AUGUCGAGAAAUGAAUAUCAGCAAAUUUCUCGACUCUCCGCUACAAGACUUCAAAAUCAUCAAAGUGAAAUAAGUGAAGAAACGAGAGAAAGAAAUUCUACUUUUUUCUUCGAUAUGCAAAGCACUUAUCGGAGAACUAAUCCUCUUAGCGGAUUACCCGCAGAUUGGAAAUUCAAUUUAGAGAUAGUUCAACAGCCUAUUCGAGCCCGUGCGUGCGGUUAUGGUAACAAGGAUUACCGAUCGAUAUCACCGCCAAUUUUUAUAAGAUUAACAAUUUCUAAUUCUUCAGGUCCCGUGAACAUUGAUGAUAUUGAAUCACAGUUUUUCCAACUCCAUGCGAGCCUUUAUGAUCUUAGAUCUGAAAAUUGCACCACCGUCUGGGUAAAAUCUUCUAAUCCUCAACUUCCUCAAGAAAAUAUAUUGAAUCUAAUUGGGUGUAGAAGUGAAAUCUGUCAUGUUUAUAUGGAUGAACAUGGCACUAAAGGACUAUGGUUCAUUUAUGCUAAUUUGGGUGUUCGCACAGAAAAUGAGUACAUCCUAAGAUUUCAAUUAUUUUAUCUUGGAUG
This is a messenger RNA of Racocetra persica, 566 nucleotides long. The record is from the annotation of a GenBank genome assembly. NCBI's taxonomy places the organism in Eukaryota, Fungi, Glomeromycota, Glomeromycetes, Diversisporales, Gigasporaceae.